This is a messenger RNA of Priapulus caudatus, 1407 nucleotides long. RefSeq names its product axin interactor, dorsalization-associated protein B-like. The transcript is spliced from 9 exons. The record is from RefSeq and is a predicted model, not a curated record. Gene Ontology annotation, molecular function: phosphatidylinositol binding. Bases 144 to 1103 code for a protein of 319 amino acids. Gene Ontology annotation, cellular component: membrane. NCBI's taxonomy places the organism in Eukaryota, Metazoa, Priapulida, Priapulimorpha, Priapulimorphida, Priapulidae.
CCUAGCAAGGCAGCGAUGGUGGGAGACUAACUUCCCCAACACGGCACAAUGGCGACGCAGGUAGAAGAACUAUAGUUGUUUCACUGACUGCGCGUUGAUCCUAUGCUGUCGGCUACAGCACAAAUCGGGGAUGGCACGAACUAAUGGCGGAAUCUGACAAUGACAUCAGCCGUCACGCGCAGGAAUGGACGACAAUCCUGCACAAGGGCGUGGAACACGACAACUGGGGUCAGCCUGUCGAGGCUAUGCUCUACUAUAAGCAGCUCGCCGAAGACAUAAAUGUGCAAGUCGCGCGACCCGGGUACCUAGCUGUGUGUAGGCACGAAGAAAAGAACAUUCUAUCGGAUAUUCUCGCUCAACUGGAACUACGUUGUAUGGAGCUAGAAGAUCCUAGCUCUCACUACGGCACACAAACGGGUAGCAUUGUCAAACUUCAGCAAGCAGCUUUUGCUGAACUGACGUUGUCAUCGACUGGAGAAUACUCACCAGAGGGUGCUGGCAUCCCUUUAAUGAGCAGCGAGAUCCCAACAGAAGAGCUAAAAUCUCAAGGUGUUGAAGAAACCGUGGGUGAUGAAGGACACUUGGACGAGGAAGGAGAAUUUGUUGAUCGCGAGCAGCUUAGAAAACUACAAGGCACCCUGCUUCCCCGCAUUGCGUUGCGGGCGGGAAAGACGGUCCUGUCGAUAUACGUGGAGAAAAUCGGAAUUAAGAACGCGAGCGAGCUGAUCGAUCCGUACCUGACUGUCUCCGUGCGAGAUAAGUUAGGCGUUGCGAUGACGCCUAUACAGGACACUCCCGUCGCUUUGUCUAAAGACGAGACGUUCGCCUAUUUCCACGUGACAGUCGAAGUUCAGAGAUGCGUCGAGUAUCUCCCAGCAGGUUUUGUCAUCUUCUUUGAACUGAAGCAUUUUAAGCCAAAGAAACAAAGGAAAAGUGUCAAGUGCUUCAGCUUUCUGGAGAGCGAUGAGAUUAAGCAAGGACCUGUUGUCAUCGAGCUCUAUAGAAAGCCGACCAACUACCGCCGCUCAAACCUCAAGCUGCUCACGACGAAGCCACUCUAUCUGAACCUCAAUCUCAGUCUACACCAUUCACCGGCAAACUAAUCAAGGCGAAUAGAUCAGCAGCCAUUCAGGAUUCUUUCACCGAAGCGUACGUGACUGCCGACAUGGAAACCCACCGGAUCGUUGUUGCACGGUUUCAGGUCAGUACGAAGAUUAUUGCUGCGGCAGUUCUCAUAUCUUAAGUAAUUAAUUUUCUCCUGUGUGAUUACGUAGGAAUGUAGGAUGAUCUGUGCGAGUAUAGAUGUAGGAACAGGGUAACAGAGUGGGACGCUGUAAUAGUAGACGCUGUAAUAGAUUACUCAACUAGUAUCGUAAUUAAACGUAACACCAUCAUGUCACUUGUUGA